Bemisia tabaci is the source of this 1865-nucleotide messenger RNA. Its product is annotated as BTB/POZ domain-containing protein 2. Gene Ontology annotation, cellular component: cytosol. Lineage: Eukaryota; Metazoa; Arthropoda; Insecta; Hemiptera; Aleyrodidae. Gene Ontology annotation, molecular function: protein binding. The record is from RefSeq and is a predicted model, not a curated record. Gene Ontology annotation, biological process: neurogenesis.
UUGCUCCUUUCUUUAUCUCUUCCUGUCUGGGUCUUCUGUCCUCAUGGGCGAUAAUUUAGCACGUGCUCUCAAUUACCAACAUCUUCCCUCAAGUUUCUGAUCUCGAGUUUUCAUCACUCAAGCUGAGGAUUUGCAACCAGAGAACUUACUUGCUCUCAAAGAACAAAAGGCAAGUAUCAAAGAAAAAAUGACAAGACCGUCGAAGUCAAAGUCUAAGUCAAAGAAAAACCGCAAUCAGUCUAAGGCUAAUUCUACCAUGACUCAGUCUGAAAACUCAUCGAACUGUUCAACACCAGAAACUAUUCCUGACCAAUAUGCCUGGGAUUGGCAAUCAACAAAAUCUGAGCUCAGGGAACGAUUCGAGUACAUUUUUCAGAACAGUCUCUUUUGCGAUGCUCAUUUUAUUGUGGGUCAGGACACAAACCGUCAAACAAUAAGUGCUCACAAGUUGGUGCUUGCUGCUAGCAGUGUAGUUUUUCUCACUAUGUUUAGUGAAAAAUGGUCAACUGACCGCCCAGAAAUCACGGUACCUGAUGUCGAUCCAACGGCUUUCAAACAAAUGCUCCAAUUCUUGUACUCUGAUGAUAUUUCCCUGACGGUAAAAAAUGUUUCCUCCGUCCUGUACGCUGCUAAAAAAUAUUCUAUCCUCGCUCUAGAGAACAGGUGUGCAAAUUUUCUACUUGAUCAGUUGUGUGUGGAAAAUUCAUUCAGUAUCCUGAUCCAAGCAAGAUUGUUUGAUCUUCAAAAAGUAGUUGACGCAAGCUUGAAGGUCAUCGCAGGUGAUACAGAGGAAGCUCUGAUGGCCGAUGACUUUCUGAAUAUUGAUUUUGAAACCUUGUGCUUGAUUUUGAAACGAUCCGAUUUGAAAAUAGUUGAAAUUCAUUUGUUUGAUGCCUUGUUGAGAUGGUCCGAAACAGAAUGUGAGAGAAAGAAAUUGGUAAUCAACCCUGAUAAUCAGCGCCAUGUUUUAAGAGAUGCCUUAUACUUGAUGCGAUUCCCAUUGAUGGAUCCCGAAGACUUUGCCUCCAAAGUUAUGGACUCUGGUAUUCUUUCCGAAGCAGAAGCAAAUUCCGUGUUGUUAGAUUGUAUCGGGAAGUCAAAACCUCAAAACAACAAGUUCAGCAAAAUUCCACGUCAAGCAUCCCUGGUUGUUAGUAGAUUUCAGUCAAUCGUCACAGGAGGCUCGUAUGGGGGCUCUCCGAGUAUCCAUAAUCUUGGCUUCAUGAUCAACCGCGAGGUCUCUCUCCUUGGUAUUGGACUAUACGGCUGUCUAGACCAUAAAAUUGAUUUCCAUAUUGAAAUGAAGCUAGUCGAAGAACAUGAAACCGUCUUGGGUGAAGUUGCAGGGUUUUAUGAUGGUUCAGAGAAAAUAUUUAGGGUUCUAUUUCAUGAGCCGGUUCAUUUGGGUGUUGACAUCCAAUAUCAACUCAUUGUUAAAAUCAAGGGAGAGUAUUUCCUGUACGGCUGUCAUGGGCUUGACACUGUGUCUGUAAACUUGAAUCUUGCAGAUAAAGUUACAUUUGUAUUUUACGAUGAAAAUGAUGAUAUUGCUAUAUGUGAAAAUGACCGAGGCAAAAAAACAAAUGUUUACUCUGGGCAAAUACCCGAAUUGUUGUUCCAGGUUUGAAGUCCCUUCAGCAUAAUUUUUCAGUUGUUCCUUUUCUUUUUUAGUUAUUAUCAGUCAUUAUUUUUUCCCCUCCUUGCGUUAUUCUGGGAGUAUGAAGUUUUAAAUUUUUCUGGUGUCAGUACUAUUUUUAUCUGUCCAAUAGGUUUUCUUUGAAGAGAGUAUUUUUUCUACCAUGGUUAAUAAGAUGAGCUCGAACGUUGAACUUAGAACCAACUUGAGUUUUAUUCUUAGAUACCCU